Molecule: messenger RNA, 828 nt
Organism: Medioppia subpectinata
Lineage: Eukaryota; Metazoa; Arthropoda; Arachnida; Sarcoptiformes; Oppiidae
Source: the annotation of a GenBank genome assembly
AUGCAGGUAUACGCGGGAAGUGAUGCCGAGUUCGCUGAGUCUCCGUAUACUGUAUUCAUUAAAUACGACACACCCGGCAAAGUGGGCGCCAGCGGAUGCACUGGCAGUAUAAUAAACAAACGCUGGAUCCUCACGGCUGCCCAUUGUAAUUACAAUUUUACUACAUUAUCAAAUAUAUUCUCGAGAGUCCGGGUGUUUGUGGGCGACAAUCAGCACCCGGAGGGCGGACUGUCCAUUCGUGUUGAACUCGUUCAUAUAUUUCGCCAUGGCGUUUUUAACUCGGGUUUUAAGCUCUACGAUAUAGCACUCUAUAAGCUUAACGAUGACAUCGAUAUAAACGGGUCGAUAAAGUCGGUUCACUAUAAGGCAAACACUGUAUGUCUGCCGCAAUACUCGGACUGGAAUUACGGUCGCAAUACGGACCGAGAAAUGGCCACUGGUUUUGGUUGGGGACAGUUGUACAGCACAAACAACACGGUCUGGAGGGCCACAAUAUUGCAAAGGGCCGAGGUGCUUUUGGAGGGCCUCAACCAUGAUUGUGGGUUUAUGUUAUGCGCACGGCUUGAUUGGGUACCAGAAAUGAUUACCAGGACUUGUUAUGAUACAAUUGUUUUACUCGUGUUAUCGUAUUUCAAGGGUGACUCCGGGGGUCCAUUGGUUCAGUACGUGGACAGACACCGGUCGCGAGCUGUUAUAGUAGGUGUGACCACUUACGGGACCAGCAAAAAUAAUUCAAACUUAUGCAAUUGGGAUAUUGAAAAAAUUUAUUUUACACCUGUAGCUUAUCACCUCGAUUGGAUACUUUAUAUUAUCAGUAUAAAUAAUUAA